CGUCUUGCAGUGCUUCCAUACUCCUCGUUUUAAGCAAGAGACGAAGAAAACCACGAAGGAUUUCUGUCUGCAGUUAGUUUGCUCACAAGGGAGUUGGAAAUAGUCCAGAUCGAUCAAGACAGUCCUUCUCAGAGAUUUUCAGCCGAGUUCGUAAUCUGAGAUGGAUCAGCGAUAGAUCGAUGGAACCAAUUGCGCAGAUGCGGUUGACUUGCAACUGUGGCUCAGCUGCCUGAGGCGUAAGCGGCGAGCUACAACUGGACGGUUCGAAGGGCGUGCUCGCAAGCUUCAGAUCUUCGAGCACUUGAUCUUCAAGUUCCUGGUUUAUCAUUAAUAAUUUCAAAUUCAAGCGCCGGUCGGGCCAAGUGGUUACAGAUCUGAAGCGUGAGUGUAUUUGAGUGCUACAAUCAGAUUUUCGGCGCAAACUCGUGAAUCUGGGAACAGCAAGGAGCUCGAGAACGAGCAGACAUGGCGACGGCGAAGGUUGCACUGGGAAGCCAAGGGUUUCAAGUGUCUCCCCAAGGUUUAGGCUGUAUGGGCAUGUCUUCCUUCUACGGUCCUCAGAAACCCGAGGAGGAGAUGAUAGCGCUGAUUCAUAAAGCUGUGGAGCAUGGGAUCACUCUGCUCGAUACUUCCGAUGUGUACGGACCCCACACGAACGAGAUUCUUGUAGGCAAGGCUGUGAAAGGAAUCAGAGACAAGGUGCAGAUUUGCACGAAGUUCGCCCUCCAUUUUGAUGGUAAAGGCAUGAGUGUCAGAGGAGAUCCCGAGUAUGUGCGAGCUUCGUGUGAGGGGAGCCUCAAGAGAUUAGAUGUGGAAUGCAUUGAUCUAUACUACCAGCACCGCGUCGAUACCAAAGUUCCAAUCGAGAUAACUAUGGGAGAGUUGAAGAAGCUAAUCCAAGAAGGGAAGAUCAAAUACAUCGGACUGUCUGAGGCAUCGGCCGCCGAUAUUCGACGAGCUCAUGCCGUGCACCCUCUAACCGCCAUACAGCUCGAAUAUUCUCUUUGGACUCGUGAUGUUGAGGACGACAUAAUUCCAACAUGCAGGGAGCUGGGUAUUGGCAUCAUCGCGUACAGUCCUCUAGGCCGUGGAUUUCUCUCAGGGAAAAACUUGGCAGACUUGUCGGAGAACGACAUUAGAAAGAAUCAUCCAAGGUUUUCCAGUGAGAACUUUCAACAGAACAAACGUUUUUAUGAUAAGUUGGUUGCCAUGGGAGCUGAGAGAAAUUGCACACCAGGUCAGCUUGCUCUCGCCUGGGUUCAACACAAGGGAGCAAUUCCGAUCCCAGGCACAACUAAGUGGGAGAAUUUGCAGCAGAACAUUUCUUCGUUGGACAUCAAACUUACACCAGAAGAUAUUAAAGCGUUGGAAGAUGCCGUCCCCCACCAGGAAGUUCAAGGAGAUAGAUCUUCUGACAUGAGUAAAACUUGGAUUUAUACCGUCAGCCCCCCUCUUGAAUCAUGGACUGGGUCUAGACAUUGAGUUCUCAUCUAUUCGGUCUGAAUGGUGGAUAAGUAGACGUCUGACAGUGGUUUAAAUAACUUACACGGUUCUAUUUAGUCGUAAAGCAAAGGUUGUAGGAGCUGCGUAUAAUGAGGACAAGGGAUGAUUGAAAACGACCGAUGUGGAAUAAUUCCACAUUGCACAUAUUUGACUGUGAUAAUCUGUCGAAGGCACCUUGCGAAUGUUAGCACAUUGAAUGCUACACAGUUACUUACACGUCAUGAGGCUUCGGACACUAGGGUGGGAGAGGAAGCUUCCGCCACCUGCACACCAUAUACAUGGUCCUCCGUGGAUUUAACACAAGCUGAACAAUCUCACACUGGAAUCCAUGCCACAUGAAUAUGAUAAUCUUCUUGCGGAUGAUAAUCUGCAUUCCAAUAUCAUGCACCCUAAAAACUAUACAUUGCGUCUUUAUACUAUG
Messenger RNA from Marchantia polymorpha subsp. ruderalis, 1924 nucleotides. Lineage: Eukaryota; Viridiplantae; Streptophyta; Marchantiopsida; Marchantiales; Marchantiaceae. The record is from the annotation of a GenBank genome assembly.